AUGGUUGGUAGAAAUGAUCGUGCGAUUGCUAAUGCUCUUCAAGCAUUAGCACAAGCUAUGAAUAAUAAUAAUAGGGCUGAGGUCGCUCCUAACUGGUUGGAGCAAUUUCAACGAAAUCACCCACCUACCUUUAAAGGAGGAUAUGACCCAGAUGCUGCUAUGAAUUGGCUAACUGAGAUUGAAAAGAUCUUCAAUGUCAUGGAUUGUCCCCUUACUCAAAAGGUGAAGUUGGCGACCUUCAUGUUGACUGCUAAUGCUCACUUUUGGUGGGAAGGAGCACUUCGAAGGAUGAUUGAUGGAGGGGUGCACUUGAAUUGGGACAACUUCAAGAAGGCUUUUCUUGAGAAAUAUUUUCUGGAUGAUGUAAGGAGUCGGAAAGAAAUGGAAUUUCUUGAGCUGAAUCAAGGGAACAACACAGUGGUAGAGUAUGCUGCCAAAUUUGAUGCUUUGGUCCGUUAUUGUACACACUACCAUUGUGAGGGUGGUGAAAGGGCUAAAUGUAUAAAAUUUGUAAAUGGUCUGCGUCCUGAAGUGAAAAUUGCAAUUAACUAUCAGGAGAUAUAUCAUUUUUCCACUCUGGUCAAUAAAUGUAGCAUUUAUAAUCGUGACAACCGUGAUCGUGCUGCUUUCUAUAAAGGAGUUGGAGGUCCUAUCCGUGCUGUGAGAUCUAGUACUUCGGGUAGGAGUAAGCCUUACUCCGCUCCUAUUACUAGAUUUCAAGGGAGUAAAGCUGCUACUAAUAAAAACAAGUCAUUUACAAGAGGAUCUAUUGUUAGUGCUACUGGAAGUGUUGGAGGGUCUGUAUCCACUCUGCUAUAG
This is a messenger RNA of Cajanus cajan (pigeon pea), 819 nucleotides long. The record is from RefSeq and is a predicted model, not a curated record. NCBI's taxonomy places the organism in Eukaryota, Viridiplantae, Streptophyta, Magnoliopsida, Fabales, Fabaceae.